Molecule: messenger RNA, 1054 nt
Organism: Phalaenopsis equestris
Lineage: Eukaryota; Viridiplantae; Streptophyta; Magnoliopsida; Asparagales; Orchidaceae
Product: B-box zinc finger protein 20-like
Exons: 3
Coding region: 198-998 (266 amino acids)
Biological process (GO): photomorphogenesis; regulation of DNA-templated transcription
Cellular component (GO): nucleus
Molecular function (GO): zinc ion binding
Source: RefSeq, a predicted model, not a curated record
GUAACUUGCUCCACAUCACCAAAGAACGCGGUACAAUCUGUAAAUUCCUCCAACCCCCUGCCCCUUUUAAAGCUGUUGAUCCAACCCAUCAUCAUUUCUUAUUUCGUUGCAGCUCGCCUUCCCAUUCAACAGGAUAGAAAGGAAACAGAAAAGGCUGAGCAAAUCUGAAGUAGAGAAGAAGAAGAAGAAGAAGCUAGAUGAAGAUACAGUGCGACGUGUGCGGCGUCGAGCAGGCCUCCAUCCUCUGCUGCGCCGAUGAGGCCGCUCUUUGCUCCGGCUGCGACGGCCGCAUCCACUCUGCUAACAAACUCGCCGGAAAACACCGCCGUUUCUCCCUCUUUCUCCCACCCUCCCGUCCCCUUCCUCUCUGCGACAUCUGCAAGAAAAAGAACGGCUUUGUUUUCUGCCAGGAAGACAGAGCAAUACUCUGCAGAGACUGCGACGUACCCAUCCACAAGGCCAACGUCCACGCGGGCCGCCACAGCCGCUUCCUACUCACCGGAAUCCGCCUCUCCUCCUCUCCGAUCCCUUCUUCUGAAGACAAAGAUGAUUUGAACACUAAAAUCACAGUUGCAGAGGAAAAGCCUGUGUGCAGAACAGCAGCCACUAAGGUAAAAGACGAAGGCGGCGGCGGCCCCUGUAGUGGUGGAGGUGGGAGCAGCAUAACGGAUUACUUGAUGAAGAUGUUGCCCGGGUGGCGCGUCGAUGAUUUCUUAUUCGAUGAUCCCGCCGCCGGCGAGAAAGAAGCAGUCGCCGGACUCUGGAAGGUGCAUGGAGCUCAGCCACCCGUUAAUGUAUCUCUGUUCACUUCGGCUAGUUUGAAUGCCACCACUGAAGUGGCGGGGUCGCCGGAGAUGCAAUGGCGUCCACUGAUGAGCUCUGAAGAGGUUAGUCGAGCUUCGUGGAGCGAGGAGGAGGCCUCCAUGGUGCCGGAAUUGACCCCAUUUCACUGUAAUUACAAAAAUAAUAAGAGACCCAGGACUUCACUCUGGUUCUAAAUGCUCUCAAACGGAUCUAGUCCUGCCCUUUCCUUUUCUUUUUUUUUUUUUUUUUU